ACCAACGGUUCCUCAAGUCUUAAGAGCACAUUUCCAUGGCAUAACAAUUACCAGUUUUGUCCCCAUGAACAUUGCAAUGCCAGUAGUCGAAUGAUAUUGGCCUGAUAUCGUCGAAUUUGUUUGAGAUAUACCUAUUCAUCUUUGGCAUAUCCACAAUUUUGGUGCAGUAAACAAAUACCUAAACAAACGGAACUGAGGUGCGGUUUCACUAUUCACAAUGCUGCGCUCUAAGAGCAAAGACCGCAUAGGAGGUAGUAGCGGCAUGUACAUGAGUAAUCGUCAAAUGGGUGAGUAUCUUAACGAUUUACGUAACAACCGGCCAUCUCGUCCUACUGGAGCUCGUCCGCCUCCGUCUUCAUUUGUAUCAAAACGGUACUCUACAUCGAAUCUAUCUCAAGUGCCAUCUGCAAUCGAUCAGUUCAAAAAGAACGAGGACAUUUCGGUGGAUGCGCCGCCGAGGUGCUCAAGUGCACAGUCUUUCUACAAGCCUGCCUUCUCUGCAACAGGGUCGGAAACGAGACAUGCUUCUAAUGCAUCGAUAUCAAAACCUAUGGCCGGCAGGCCGGUUGCUCGAGAGCCAAAGUCUGAAUCCGCUCAAGGCGAUGUUGAGGGGCCGAUGGACGAGCUUCCUUACUUGGAACGAGGUCAAAGAUGGUUAGAAAGGCAGGAAGCACAUUCACUGCGUCGAGCACUCGAAGACAUGGAUCUAAAAGAAGAGAAGAAAAUAUUCGACGCUGCCCGAGAUGAAGCAGCCGAACUGGUCUGGAAGCAUCAAAAUCCCAAUGUCCCAUUCAGGAAUCCAGACAUUCAGCCGAGCAGCUAUCGUGAACAUCUUAGAAAAGGAAGUACACAUGCCAGAACAGCAAGUUGGGCUCAAGCAGCGCAGGAUAUUCAGGCAAAACAAAUGAAGCGUCGAAGUAGAGAAUCCAGCGCCAGUCGGUCUAUCAGUGGUGGGAGCAAGGAAAGCAGUGCGCCGAAUAGUCGCGCGCCUAGUGAUGGGUCUUUGAAAGUCCCUGAGAGCCCCUUAAAACCGCCUGAAGAAGAAACUGUGAAUAAUGAGCGUCAGCCACGAAAACGCUCAGUCCAGUUUGUGGAGCCCACCUCGACAUCAGGGGAUGAGCCUGCGCCUCAGCAACCAAAGACGGGACUGAGGAAGCUUAUUCGAAGUCGUACCCCUAGCCCUUCGAAAGCGAUACAACCACAAAUGAAAGGAGAAGAAAAAAAGGAGGAGACACAAGAACAGGGACAGAGCCGAGUUUCCAGCAUUUCCGUUGCCGCGCGCAUGGCGUCGAAUGCUAUGCCAGCACACUUUCGUAACCCAUUCUCCCGUGCAAGAGAGUCGAAAGGCAAGCUUAGCCGUAUAAACACUGAGCCGAUGCCAGCCACCAAACCUUUUGACAGGUUUGAAAUUCAGCGUAAUCCACCCUCGCAGUCACGGAAUCCGAUCUACACUACGAACAAUGUUGAAACCUGUAUGCAGCCAGCAUCCUCAGAGGACGGAGUGAAGAUGAAAGAUGGAAAGGAGAUCAGAAGUGAUGAUAUUCGGAAGGCUACGAGUGCGUCAUUAAAAGAUCGCAGUCAAAAAUUACCUAUGCCAACUGUGGUAUCUGACUGCCCCGAACGACCCAUUGUAAGUUUUCAGAAAGGAUGGAAGCCAAAGGAGGUGGAGUUAAAGGAGGAAGUUUCAUCUGCUACGACAAAGCCAAAUACUCAUACCAGACCCGAUACCGAGCAACCACCUCCAGCAUCUGUGGCAGCGGAGUCAUAUAGCAAAACAGCUUCCGAAAAGCCAUUACGUAUAGUGGAAAAGAAGGGUUCUGCACCAUCAACAUCAGGUUCCAUGCAAGUACCUGGUCGGGAACGAGAAAGAACUAGCCCACCUCCAGCACCAUUGGUACCGCCGCCUCAAGAACCUUCAUUUCCUGGGAACAACCACAACGGUGCUCCUUCUGUCCCGGCAAUAUCUGUCAGUUCAGCACCACCAGUACCUGUUAUUGCUGUCACAAAUGAUGCAGCCUCAGUUCCAACGAUUGCUAUUAAUAACUCAAAUCCACUUUCAACACCAAAAGCUCCAAGAUCUUCACCUCUACCCUCCAUUGCAGUCGGUGAAUCACGACCUGAACGUCCCGCAGUUGUCAAUAACUCACGUGCUGCUCCAACAAUUGCGAUAAACGAUGCUCCAUCUAUUGCGGUGACUGCUCCAUCGAUAUCAGUCAGCGGACCUCCUAUUUCUGGCUCUUCUACUCGACCUCUUCCAGUUCCCGGUGGACGGCCGAGCCCACGACAUGCUGCAUCAGCCCCGGCCGGGAGUGCCAUCCGAAACUCGCACAUUACGCCAACUGGUCGGUUCCAUCCACGUAGCACUGGUGCCCUUUGCGCGAACUGCGCUCUUCCAAUCGCAGGCCGCAUUGUAUCUGCUGCAGGGGUCCGCUUCCAUCCAGAAUGCUUCCGAUGCCAUCACUGUAACGAAGGUCUUGAAUGUGUCGCCUUCUAUCCCGAGCCUGAAUCACAUCGCCUUGAUCGAAUAAACAGAAUUCGCGAUCGCAUGGCAGGCUACGAUGUUGGUGGCUCUCCAGAGGAGGAUGGUGAUGAGUCACUGAGAUUCUACUGUCACCUUGACUACCACGAAUUUUUCAGCCCUAGAUGUAAGAGCUGCAAAACGCCUAUCGAGGGAGAAGUUGUAGUUGCUUGUGGCGCUGAAUGGCAUGUUGGCCAUUUCUUCUGCGCCCAGUGUGGUGACCCAUUUGAUGACAAAACUCCGUUUGUUGAGAGAGAUGGGUACGCUUGGUGUGUAAACUGCCACACAAAUCGCUAUUCAACCAAGUGCAAGAAGUGCCGGAAACCAGUCACAGAUAUGGUCGUGAAAGCGCUGGACGCAGAAUGGCACGAGGAAUGCUUCCGCUGCACGGAAUGCAACGGCCGCUUUGACGAUGGAAGGUACUUCAUCAGGCCAGGGGGGACGGAUCCAUAUUGCCCUGCCUGCGAAGAGAUGAGGUUGAAGGCUUGAUUCCAUGAAUUUUUACCCGCACCACGAUCUCAAAUUGUUACUCUCGCAGGUCGUACAUACAAACAAGCUUUUUUUGGCCCUAAUUUGCUCUUCAAUAAGCAUCCGUGUCGGUUUGGCUGGCGUUGGUGAAAGCAUUUUAGCAAAGUAAAAAGGCAUACACAGCAUGAAUAAUGAACAUUUGCCUGUAUUUAUAUUCCAUCUUAGAUCUUCUGAUUCUCAGAUGUGCAAUCCGAAUGACC
Verruconis gallopava is the source of this 3246-nucleotide messenger RNA. RefSeq lists its product as uncharacterized. The record is from RefSeq and is a predicted model, not a curated record. Gene Ontology annotation, molecular function: transcription coregulator activity. The coding region runs from base 218 to 3007 and encodes 929 amino acids. Gene Ontology annotation, cellular component: nucleus; Z disc. NCBI's taxonomy places the organism in Eukaryota, Fungi, Ascomycota, Dothideomycetes, Venturiales, Sympoventuriaceae. The transcript has 4 exons.